Molecule: messenger RNA, 703 nt
Organism: Lobosporangium transversale
Lineage: Eukaryota; Fungi; Mortierellomycota; Mortierellomycetes; Mortierellales; Mortierellaceae
Exons: 3
Coding region: 71-667 (198 amino acids)
Molecular function (GO): protein binding
Source: RefSeq, a predicted model, not a curated record
GCACUUCUUUUUUCUCUCCUUCACACAUUCAUAUAAAAAAAACUUACAAAAAUAAAAAUAUUCAUUAAUCAUGGGUUGUACAAGUUCGAAAAGAAUCAGUAAUCCGCCCAAAAUCAAUAGACCUCCCCAAGAACCAUAUACCUUACCUCAACAAGCGCUGCCACCUUCAACACUUCCUUCAGGAUGGAUCUCACAAUUUGACCCCAAUAAGCAGCGGUUAUACUAUGUUUACCCACAAACAGGACAUGUAACCUGGGCGCACCCAAAUGGGCCAGCUGCCGACGCUCAGGAGACGGCUCGUUUCCAUCAGAUUCAAGAGAUGCAGCGUCAACGUUAUGGCCAACAGUCUAACAGUCAGUCCAAUGGAUACAAUAGACCCUAUGUUGACUCAUACAACCGAAUGGGUGGUAUGGGUCCAGGCGCUGGUCUUGCUAUGGGCGCACUUGCAGGUGGAGCCACAGGAUUAUUGUUAGGAAAUAUGAUGGCCGGUGGAAUGCAUGGUGGUUAUGGAGGAGAUUACUAUGGAGGAGAUGUCAUCCCAGCCAUGGGCGAUGGAGGCUAUGGUGGUGGUGGGGACUUUUUCGGCAGUGGUGGUGGCGAUUUUGGUGGUGGAGAUUUCGGUGGUGGUGGAGAUUUUGGAGGUGGAGAUUUUGGUGGCGGUUUUUAAUAUGAGGCAUUCAUCAAGAUUCUUACCCAAGCAUGC